AUGAGUUUGAAAGAAGUAUUCGAACAACAUCCAUGGAGGUCAUUUAAGAAGUUCAAUGAAGCAGCAAAGAGUUGGGGAUUUACUAACAGAGCUGAAGUUAAAAAGUUCUUUGACAAAAAUGUUGUACAUCAAACAAAAAUAAACCCUUACGACUACUUUUUACCAAUUUACUCCAACACUCCUGACGCAUACCAAUUUGACACUCUCAUUCAAAGCAGAAAAGGAGGACAUAAACCAUUCCUCAUCUUCAUUAAUGUUAACACUCGUAAAGCAUAUGCAUAUCCAAUGAGGAACAAAGGAACUCGUGAAGUGUUAAGAGUUUUACAAAAGUUUGUAGCAGAACAUAACCCAAGUACUUUAACAUCAGACCAAGACAGUGCAUACCUCAGCAAUGAAAUCACAGAAUUUCUCAUUAAGCAUAACAUAACUCACUACACUACUGAAGACCAUAACCAUAAUAUUUUAGGUAUCAUUAAUCGCUUCAUAAGGACUCUCAGAGAUUUAAAUCAAGAGCGAGACUUUACCGAAGAAACAAUGAAACAUUUUCUCGAAGUAUAUAAUUCCUCAACACAUUCUACAACAGGACAUACACCAAAUUCAAUGACACAACAACAAGAAGAAAA
Molecule: messenger RNA, 623 nt
Organism: Trichomonas vaginalis G3
Lineage: Eukaryota; Parabasalia; Trichomonadida; Trichomonadidae
Product: integrase core domain containing protein family
Exons: 1
Biological process (GO): DNA integration
Molecular function (GO): nucleic acid binding
Source: RefSeq, a predicted model, not a curated record